AUGGAGCUGUUGCCUCCGCCACCGACCCUGGCACCCCCGCCGCACCCACGACGGCGGAGCCCAAAUCCACCGCCGUCGUCCCCCCCACCCCCCCUGCGAACCCACAGAUCCCGGCUCCCCCACGCUGGCCCACCAUCUUCGACCAUUGAAAGCAGCGCUAGCUUCGCCCAGGCGCGGACCGAGCGCCCCAAGAGCCCUGCCAUCGUCGGGUCAGUGCCGGUCUCCACCCACCCGCGCCUGAAGUCCAUCGUCGUGGGGUCUGUCGUCCUUGUUGAUGCUGAGCCCCAGGCCGGGAAGCGCGUCCACUUCGCCUCGCGCCCGCUCCACACCAACCGAAUUUACUCCCCCAACGGCGCCCAACCGGCCAAAUCCUGCUUGAAAUCCGCCUCUGCUGCUUUGAUUGCCGGCAUCCUGGGCACCUGCCUGGCUACGGAGCGACCUGGGCAUUCAAGGCGCCCCCUAAUUGUUCCUUCCCAAGAGGAGUGCAAGCUGGAUGUGCAUUCAAGUGCCACGACUGUCGCGCCGCGCGAAGCAGACGGAAGGAGAGUGGACGCCAGUGCGACGGAAGUACUGGUGGCGCAGCGCCGAAUUCAAGCCAUCUGCGCCUUCAUGCCGCCCAACCACCAGGGUCACUUCAUCCCGCUCCAUCACCAUUGA
Miscanthus lutarioriparius is the source of this 657-nucleotide messenger RNA. The record is from the annotation of a GenBank genome assembly. Lineage: Eukaryota; Viridiplantae; Streptophyta; Magnoliopsida; Poales; Poaceae.